UUUGAGUGCGCGUGUGUGUGUGUGCCUGUGGAGGACUUGCUUGCAGGGGGACUGGAGAGGAACGAUUCCAACUCAGUUUCAAAGAACGGAAGCUAUCAUUGAAAAAGAGCUUCAGUGUGGUGCUUUAUCUCCGGAUUUUGUAGCGGGAUUAUAAAGGGAUUUCUGUCGAUUUGGGAUUUACGUCGGAGUGUAAAUUUUCUUUUAUGUGGAUGCCACAAUUUCCAAAGGAGGAGGCAAACUCCUGGCAGGCUCUUGGAUGUAAUCCUGCACAUGUUACUUUUUAGAUGCUGUUGUGGUGCCGAAGAAAAGGAAACGCUGGAGGUGUGACACGAACCCCACACUGUCAGAUGAUAGUGAUAGUGCUCUUGGAACUAUGGUUCGAGGACUGUGCGUGGGAUGUGGAGUUGAAUGAGUUGAGGUUCCAUAGAGUUUCGACGCAAGAUCUUCAACGUGUGCGGUGUGCGUGCUUCACGUGGAGCUGUGAUGUCGAAGUGAACGCUUUCUCUCCCAAAUGUUGCGUGUGAGCCCGGGGACGGCCACCCCUGGCUGCGCAUGUUGGGCGCACUGUGCACCAUCCGCACGUCCCGGGCGCCUAGUCUAAAUAAACCCAUGUGGGACCCUCCGAGAGCCGGACGAGACCGACGCGACGCAUCCGGGACGGUCUAGGUUGUCGUAUGUUCAGGUCGAGACGCUCCGGGCUUGUACGGCGACUGUGGAGAAGCCGUGCGCUCACCCAGAGCGAUGGAAGCGGCCGAGCUGAAGGAGGAUGUCCAUGUGGCUCCGGGCUGCCCAGAAAAGAACAGGGGCCGGUGACACGCGCCGGGGAGGACCCCGCGGGCGAAGCCGGGGACAGGGAGGAAGGGGAGCAGGCUGACGACGAUCCGGGACGCACAAGCUCUCGCAGUGAACAGGAGGCGGACGCGACGGUGACGUGUUGUUUGUUUGGGGAGUGGGAUCGCAGACCUCUGGGCCCCCACUCAGGCCCCCCUAAAGACAACAGGGCCCCCUGCGAGUGUGACAUCGUGAAUAUUGCCUACGCUUUUCUCAAAAGACUCCCGGAGCAAAGUCUGGACCUGUUACUGAAGGCUGUGGAGUCCAAAGGAGCGAUGCCAAGUGAGUGCGUCAUGGUCCCCAGCACAGAGUUUCGGUUAGGGGCUCAUCACGUCUCGCCUCAGUACCUCCUGGGUCGGAUGUACCGAUGGAGCGACCUGGCGCUCUCGUCCCCGCUCAAAGUUCUGCACCACUGCCAAAGUUUCGAAGGGGGGGACGGUGGAAAGGUGUGCUGCAAUCCUUACCACUACAGUCGAUUAUGUGGGCCAGAGUCACCUCCUCCUCCAUACUCGGUGUCCCAUUCGGAUGAACACAAGCCACUGGACUCUGUAUUGUCUUACACUGAAACUCCGCCCUCUCCCAUCAGACCGACCGACUAUACAGUAACCGGUAGCUCCCUGGGCUCGUCAACCACCAGCGGACAUCGUUCUCACUGGUGCAGCGUUGCCUACUGGGAACAGCGCACGCGUGUGGGCCGCCUUUACCCAGCUUACGAAGCCUCGCUCAGCAUCUUCUAUGACCUACCUCAGGGCACGGGCCUCUGCCUCAGCCAACUCCACACCAACCACAGUCGUCACGACAACCGAGGCACAUCUGGACUUCCGGCGUACCCCGCCCACGGAGGGAACAGCAGCAGCGUCCAACAGAUCCGCAGUAAAAUCGGCCAUGGCAUCGUGCUGAGCCGUGAGCCGGAUGGCGUGUGGGUGUACAACCGCAGCCAGCACCCAGUGUUCGUCCACUCGCCCACUCUGGACCUUAGCGUUGGAGGAUUGAGCGUGAAGAGGCUGAUGCCGGGCUUCUCCCUCAAGAUGUUUGACUAUGAGAGCUCCAACUGGAUGGCCGAGCAUGGCGUGAAGCCUGAAAGCCAGGAGGGGCCCUGGGACCCCCACAGUGUUCGUAUUAGUUUUGCUAAAGGAUGGGGCCCCUGCUACUCCAGACAGUUCAUCACUUCCUGUCCGUGCUGGCUCGAGGUGUUACUUAACACUCACAGAUAGCACCCAGCCUGGAUCACAGUUGUAAUCCACCAAGAUUUAAUAUAAAGCUUAUUAUAUAUUGUAUAAAAUCUAUUAUCAUGUAAAUACUUCAUUUUGUCAUUUUACAAUGCAACUAUUUAUGUAUAGUGUCACGUGUGUAUGGACAAAACAAAAAGGAACAAGAUUAUGCACUUUUCAGUCUUCAUAUAUGCAUUACAGAGUUUCUCAGUGUCAUUUUGCAAAUAUAAAGAUACUCAGUUUAUGUUGUCAUGAUUUCACUAUUUCAAAGUACGCCUUACACAUGUCAAUAAAACAUUUGUAUUAAAUUAAAUA
Messenger RNA from Syngnathus acus (greater pipefish), 2357 nucleotides. Its product is annotated as mothers against decapentaplegic homolog 6-like. The coding region runs from base 675 to 2045 and encodes 456 amino acids. Gene Ontology annotation, molecular function: transcription regulator inhibitor activity; I-SMAD binding. The record is from RefSeq and is a predicted model, not a curated record. Gene Ontology annotation, biological process: anatomical structure morphogenesis; regulation of transcription by RNA polymerase II; BMP signaling pathway. The transcript has 4 exons. NCBI's taxonomy places the organism in Eukaryota, Metazoa, Chordata, Actinopteri, Syngnathiformes, Syngnathidae. Gene Ontology annotation, cellular component: heteromeric SMAD protein complex.